CUCCCCACCUCUUCCAUCCCGCCCUCCUCGUCAUCUUCCCUGUCCUGUACCGUAGCCGUUCUGGCUCCAGCAUAGCAGUUUCUCAAGAAGCGCGCUCCAGUACCGAAAUCCCUCGGACUACUUUCGAGUGCAGGCAGCGAUGGCGGUGGCACACCGCCAGGCCGCGGCCGCCCUCCUCGUUUCCAUAUGCCUCGCGGCCUCGCCGACCGGCGCCUCCUGCCUGGGCAGGCGGGAACAGGAGCCCGAGCAGCGAGCGGCCGCGGGGCUGGUCACCGUCCCGCUGAGCAAGCACUACGUGCCCGUCACGCGGGACAACCGCACGGUGAUGUACAAGACUGCUUACUUCGGGACCAUCCGCGUCGGCCUGCCCAGGCCACAGGAGUUCACCGUGGUGUUCGAUACUGGUUCGGGUCAUCUGUUUGUGCCCUCGUCCAAGUGCCAGUCCCAGUCCUGUGUGGGCCACGCGCGCUACGAGCGCAGCUUGUCUGGCUCCGCAGUAGAUUUGGAUCACGAUGGUGCAGAGGUGGACACCAGUGCUGAGGAGCGCGACCAAGUGGCGAUCGCCUACGGCACUGGCGAAAUUGUCGGCGAGUUCGCGCGGGAAGUGGUCUGCAUUGGCAGCCGCAGUAGUGAGAACGUCUCUCCAGUCUCGGCUGGUGCGCAUUGCACCUCUGCUCGUGUUAUCUUGGCAACAGAGAUGACACCAGAGCCAUUCCAGGCUUUUCACUUCGACGGCGUCCUCGGUCUCGGGCUCGCUGGCCUCGCACUGGAGCCCGAGUUCAGUUUCUUCGGCCAGAUGACUGCGAACGGGAUGCAACCUCGUUUCGGGGUUUUCCUGUCGAAGAGCGAUUCGGUCCCCAGCGAGAUCUCCUUCGGCGGGCACGACGCCUCCCGGAUGAGCUCCAAGUUGAGAUGGGCUCCCGUAAGCCAACCAGAGCUGGGGUAUUGGCAGUUGAAGGUGGGCCGCAUUUGGGUCGGCGACCAGCCCAUCGGCCUGUGCGAGGACGGUGGCUGCGUCGCGAUUGCGGACACCGGCACGUCCUUGCUGGGCGCUCCUCGGCAGAUAACUGAGCACUUGCACUGGCUGUUGGCCCGCAAGGUCGAGGACAUCGACAGUAGACCGGGCGGGCAGGUCGACUGCCGGACGUUCCCUGGGCCGGACAUCGUUUUCGAGCUCGGCGAGGUGAACGUCACAGUUGGCGCCGAGGAGUACUCGCGCCCUGCUGGCCUCCGUGUCAUCACGAAGGCGACGAACGAGACGCAGUUCAUCUGCCGAGCCUCGCUGCUGCCCGUGGACGAGCUGCCCUCCCUCGGCCCGAAGGUGUGGAUCCUGGGCGAGCCCGUCCUGAGCAAGUACUACACCGCCUACGACUGGGCGCAGCAUAGGGUCGGCUUCGCUCUGGCGCGGCAUCCGCCCCAGGACCCGGAGUCAGAGAAGCAGCCGGCUGCGCCGACGCAUGCGGUAAUCGGAGCGCCUCCGCGGGAGCUACCGGAGCCCACCGUGGUGUACAUUUGAGCCAUCCGGCAACGAACCGCCAGCUAGGGCGUGGUCACCGUCGCUAGCGCAUCGCCUCUGAACUCAAGCAUUGCGACCAAAAGCUGCGAUAUUCAUCCUCCCUGUCACGUGGUCCACCCCCAUGAUGUAUGGGAUGUCGCAGCAGAAUCAGAC
Molecule: messenger RNA, 1669 nt
Organism: Prorocentrum cordatum
Lineage: Eukaryota; Dinophyceae; Prorocentrales; Prorocentraceae
Source: the annotation of a GenBank genome assembly